AUGUGCUGCCGUCUUCCAUCGGUUUUGGGCGGCAAUAGUCUAAGGGCCUGUACAGUUUUUGGCCUCGACAAUAUUAGUCAGUCCGACACAUCGACCGCGUCCUCGUUUGCUUCACAGUCUGGAAUGAGUAGUAGCGAGGAGGUGUCGUGGAUUCUUUGGUUCUGUGGCUUGCGCGGAAAUGAGUUCUUCUGUGAAGUCGACGAGGAGUACAUUCAGGACAGAUUCAAUCUUACCGGGCUCUCGGAACAAGUGCCUAAUUUUCGUGCUGCUCUUGAUAUGAUACUGGAUUUGGAGCCUGAUGAAAUGCCCAAUGAUGCGAAUGAACCUGACAUUAUUGAACAGGCCGCUGAGAUGCUCUACGGUCUCAUUCACGCGCGCUACAUUCUCACCAAUCGUGGACUCAUGAUGAUGGGUGACAAAUGGCUUCAGGGUGAUUUUGGUUAUUGCCCUCGCGUUUACUGCGAUAAUCAACCUUGCUUGCCAAUCGGUCUUUCGGAUAUUCCUGGUGAAGCGAUGGUAAAAAUCUACUGUCCGCGUUGCCAAGAUGUCUACACGCCGAAGUCGACGAGACAUCACCACACUGAUGGCGCCUACUUUGGAACCGGCUUUCCUCACAUGCUCUUUGCUGUCCACCCUGAGUAUCGACCCAAGCGUGCUCCUAAACAGUUCGUGGCUAGGCUGUACGGCUUUAAAAUUCAUCCGCUGGCCUACCAACUUCAAUACCAAGCGGCAGCGAACUUCAACGCUCCGAUGCGUAGCGGGGGGUUCGGGAAGCGUUAA
Messenger RNA from Echinococcus granulosus, 780 nucleotides. Its product is annotated as Casein kinase II subunit beta. Gene Ontology annotation, cellular component: protein kinase CK2 complex; cytoplasm. The coding region runs from base 1 to 780 and encodes 259 amino acids. Lineage: Eukaryota; Metazoa; Platyhelminthes; Cestoda; Cyclophyllidea; Taeniidae. The transcript has 6 exons. Gene Ontology annotation, molecular function: protein kinase regulator activity. The record is from RefSeq and is a predicted model, not a curated record.